AAUGAUAGGACUCUUAAAGAAUAGCGGUGGAGUAGUGAAAGCAGAACCAGAGAACAGCCGAGAGUUACCAGAUCCAGACCCUGGAGGACAUGAGGAACCAGAGAACAGCAUCGAGAAAGCAGACCUAGAUCCAGGCUUUUUGAACUUUCUCUCCAAACUUGGGCUGGAGAAAUUUUAUCCCAACAAACUCACUCUUCGGUCUUUCUUGGAGAUCAACAAAAACAGCAUAUCUGAUGAAACUGCCCAGUCAGUAGGGGAAAUGCCAUGGUGUUUUUUAAAAAAACUAUUUAAUAUCAAUGCAGAAUGUAGGAACUGUGCACAGUUAUCAAACAAUGAAAAUGGUGGUGAUGUUGAUGAUGAAGCUGAAAAUAAUGAUUGGCCUGAUGCUGACAUAUACACUGCAGAUGAUUUUGAAGACACAAAGAUUAACCCUCUAGACCUCAUAGUAGCUCUCUUCCUUUGUGCUGACAGCUUCUUGCAACAGGAGAUUACCCUCAAAAUGUCAAUGUGCCAGUUUCCUGUCCCACUGCUGUUGCCCCAUGGCAAUAACAGUCAGUGUACCCUGAUGCUGUGGGCUCUGAGAGACAUCGUCAAAGAGUGGCGUCCACAUGAUUUGUCUGAAUCAAGAGGGUUUGUUGAAGAAAACAUUGUCCAAGCAAAUAUACCAUUCUAUUCCUUUGUGAGGCUGAAGAACUGCAGUUUAUCCAAAUCCCAGUUUCUGAAUCAUGUUCUCAGCCGUGGCCAACAAAAUAACAAUAUCUUCAUACACAGAUAUGUGGAAGGGGGAGGAGUUAAAAGAAAAAUAGCCAAUGGAUUAGUAGAAGCUUGUUGGUACCUUCCUUGUGGUACAGAAGAUCUUGACAUUUUUCCAGAGCCAGCAGCCUUUGCCAAUCUCAGAGGAGACAUUGGUCAGUCACUCACACAAUUCACCUUUCUUCUUGAAGUAUCAACUGCUACCUUUGUGUUCCUGGACAAAGUUGAAGAAAAUGAGCACAAGAUUCUGACAUCUCUUCAAGAUGUGAAAUCCAAACUCUUCUUAGUUGUUAAUAACAAGAAAGGCAGCACUAGAGAGGAAAUGAUGUCUGUCAAGACAGAGUUAAAUUUACCAAAGACCAGAGUAAAAACCAAACACUCAAGACGAAACUAUAAGAAACAAGAACUGCCUUUGCAGGGAGAAAACUGGAAAAGGCUAUCACAGAUAGAAAAGGAGGAGUGUAGAUUGAAGAAAUCUGGUGACUCAAGCCUUGAAGAGCACAAAUCUCAGCUACAGGAAGAAAAAAGACGAAUAAGGGAGGAGCAAAGAAAAUACGAACUGUCCAAAGGAAUUAAGACUUUUAUUGAGUACUUAUCUUCAAGUAACAAAGAAAAAAGAGAUUUUUUUCUUAAGUGGAUGAAACUCAAGCUUGAUGCAAAUUCAUGCAGCAUACUGUCUGUGUUACGUAGCAAAUUCAAAGAGCAAUGCGAGAAGAAAGAUGUAAAACUUGUGGCAGAAUUAGAUCAAGCUUUGCUGGAUAGCUCUUUAGGAAUAGAGCAUUACAUGAGAGAAAUGGGACUGAUCUAUGAGUUCUCCAUUAUCAACUCAUCAAAAACUGCUAAUAAAGUGUCUCAUCUUCCUGGUUUGGCUGCUGAAAUGCUGUUGGAUGGAUAUCCUUUAGAACUCUUGGAUGGAGAUGCUUCCAAUGUCCCAGAGAGAUGGGUGACAGAUGUGCUGAUGGAGCUUCACAGGAAGGUUGAGAAGCAGAGUAGAUUGUUGGUACUGACUGUGUUGGGUGUUUAAAGUACCGGGAAGUCAACACUCCUCAACACCAUGUUUGGUGUGCAGUUUCCUGUCAGCAGCGGCAGAUGCACAAGAGGAGCUUAUAUGCUCUUCCUUAAAGUUGGAGAGGAUUUGAAAAGUGACUUAAAUUGUGACUUUGUUGUCCUCAUUGACACAGAGGGUCUGAAGUCUCCUGAUCUUGCACAACUAGAGGACAGUUAUGAACAUGACAACCAGCUGGCAACUUUUGUCAUUGGCUUAAGUGAUGUCACCAUUAUUAACAUUGCAAUGGAAAACUCGACUGAAAUGAAAGAUGUCCUGCAAAUCACAGCUCACGCAUUCUUAAGAAUGAAGCAAAUUGGUAAAAAAACAGUUUGUCAUUUUGUUCACCAGAAUGUUGCUGGAGUUUCAGCUCAUGCAAAGAGCAUGCCUGAAAGAAAACAUCUCUUGGACCAACUCAAUGAAAUGACUCAAAUUGCAGCUGAAAUGGAAAGGCAGCCUUCUAUAAAAGCAUUCACAAAUGUGCUGGACUAUGACAUAGAAAAGAACAACUGGAACAUCCCAGGACUCUGGCAUGGAACCCCACCAAUGGCACCAGUGAACAUUGGUUACAGUGUAGCUGUGGCAAAUUUCAAACAAAAUCUUUUGGAUGCAGUGAAAAGUGACAGAACUAAUGAAGUCUCAAAGAUACCAGAGUUUCUAGAAUGGAUGAAAAGUCUCUGAAAAGCAGUCAAAUAUGAGAACUUCAUCUUUAGUUUCAGAAACACCCUUGUGGCUCAUGCCUAUGACAACUUGUGCAAAGAAUUCAAUCAAUGGGAAUGGGACUUUAGAAAAGAGAUUCUCUCCUGGCAGAAUAAAGCAGAGUUAGAAAUCUUAAAUGCUGACAAUGAAGCUGAGAUGGAAACUUGGAACAGAUUGGUUGCAUCAAAAAAGUCGGAGGUGUCAGAUAAAAUAACAGACCAACAAAGAAAAAUUAAGGAGAAACUCAGUGACUACUACAGAAAGAAAGACAGACAUGUAAAUCUGAUAGAGAAAUACAAAGUUGACUUCAUCAACAGUAUCAACAGUCUGGCAAAUGAAAUUCAACAUUCUGUGAGUAAUAAACUGGAUUGUGUUCUUGAGCAAAAAAUAAGUUCAAAAAAGGUUCAGGACAUUCAGAGAGAAUACAGAGCUGUGAUUGAAGAGCAGGUCAUGAAGCUCCUGAGUGACUGCAAAGAGUCCACACUGACUGAUGAACAACUGACACAUGAGUUUGAAAAGAUGUGGAAUGGAGCUACUGUAAAUGUGUCUGGCCUGAAAGAGCGAGAUAUUGCAGCAUGUGUCCUCAAUCAGUUGAGAAAGAAUUUCUCAAACCAGAAUGUCAAUAAAGAACUGCAGAACAUUGGAGACCUAACAGAUAUCGGGAAGGAUCAAUUUAAAACCACAAGAGACCAUGUAGACUCCUAUAUGAAGAAGUUUCAAUAUUGGUUUAGUGGAGAUUUGCAGAGCUUUGCAGACAGUGUCAUUGACACUUCCACAAAGUUUGUUCUUGAUAAAACAAAGGCAAAUGGAGAUUAUCAUGACUCCUUCACAAGGGAUACUGAAAAAAUAGAUGAAUCCCUUCAACAAAACUACAGGCAUUACAAAACAAAUUCACAGUUUGAGAUUGAGCUGAAACUUCACAUUUGUGGCAUUGCCUCAAGAGAGUCUCUCAAAAUGCACAAAAAAUUCUUGUCAGAGAAUGAUCCUCAAACUCAGUUAGAGAAGUACAAGACUCAGUACCUGUCAGAUUUUCUUGACUUAUACAAACAAAGAGAUGAUUGCCAACGAAAAGCAACUGCUUUUGUCCAAUUGUGUAUCAAACCUGCUGUAGAAGAGUAUAUCAGUAGGUCUCUGGGAGUAGAUAUUGUGGAUGAAAUUUUGACAAGUUGCCAUUCAGCAGAGUACAGCUCACGUUCAUUUUUCCAGUACAACAUCCAGAAAGAGCUGCUGAAAAAGGAAGACUUUGAGAGUUUUGUCAAGUACAUUGGUAACUAUGAAAUAUAUGUGAAAGAUUGGAUAUUUCAGCACAUCCUGAAAAUGUCAGAGGACAAAACUUUGUGCAAACUGAAGAAUAUGAAUCUGAACGUAAUAGUUAAAAAAAUAGCAGAGGCAAUAGAACAGGCCUCAAAAGGAGAGGAUGGCGUUCUGCUGCCAGACAACAAGGAGAGCAUCACAGAGCUCAUCAGCAACAUGCGCAAAUAUUUGACUAAAGACAUCUCACUUUCAGUGGAGGAUGAAAAAACCACCUUGUUCCAAAUCCAAAGUCCAUGCCAUCCGUUUAUUAACAGCCUCAAGAUCUCAAUAGAGGACUUAAAAAAAGAACUUCAGUGGGAAUUCACAAACUCCGAGGACAUCACUGAAACAUUAAACAAGCUUCCUAUCAAACCACGGGACGAGCUGUUCAAGCGGGUGUUUGGCUGUGGACAUCAGUGUCCAUUUUGUAAAGUUCCCUGUGAGGCUGGAGGCAAAGAACAUAAGCAACAUCAUGCAGCUAUUCAUCGACCACAAGGUCUUGGUAGGUGCAGGGAUCUAGACACUAAAAAGCUAGUUGAAACACUGUGUACAACUGAUGUUCAUAGUGAAAAAAGAUUCUCAAAUGCAGACACUAAAUGGGAGUGGCAUCCUUACAAGUACUACACCAAGUACUAUCCAGACUGGCUGAUUCCUCCAGACCCCACCAUAGAGGCCUCUGACUACUGGAAAUAUGUCCUAGUACAAUACAAUGACAGAUUUGCUCAAGAAUACAAAGCCAAGCCAGCUGAUGUUCCAGAGGCCUGGAGGAGAAUCACAAAGGAACAAGCACUGAAAGGUCUGAAAGAUGCCUUCAACAUGAAGUGA
Lates calcarifer (barramundi perch) is the source of this 4615-nucleotide messenger RNA. Its product is annotated as up-regulator of cell proliferation-like. Gene Ontology annotation, molecular function: GTP binding. NCBI's taxonomy places the organism in Eukaryota, Metazoa, Chordata, Actinopteri, Centropomidae. The record is from RefSeq and is a predicted model, not a curated record.